This is a messenger RNA of Diabrotica balteata, 1529 nucleotides long. Lineage: Eukaryota; Metazoa; Arthropoda; Insecta; Coleoptera; Chrysomelidae. The record is from the annotation of a GenBank genome assembly.
CAAGUAUGUUGAUGUUAUUAUUGUUUGCUGCAUUAGUAACUGGUUACCACUUGGGUGACCAAUAUGAGACUAAUAACAAACGUUUCCCAGAAGAUUUCAUGUUUGGUGUGGCGACUUCUGCAUACCAAGUAGAAGGUGCUUGGAAUGUAGACGGUAGGAGCCCAAGCGUUUGGGACAACAUGACCCACGAAAAUCCUGAGUUUACACCGGAUAGGAGCAAUGGUGAUGAUGCUUGUCUAUCUUACUACAAAUACAAGGAAGAUGUCCAGAUUAUGAAAGCUAUGGGUGUUAAGCAUUAUAGAUUUUCCAUUUCUUGGUCCAGAGUUCUUCCUACCGGUUACCCAGACCAAAUCAAUGAAGCAGGACUAACAUACUACCGAAACCUCAUCAAAGAACUCAGAGACAACGAUAUAGAACCCUUAGUAACUAUCUCGCAUUGGGAUUUACCUUUAACCCUCGAAGAGCUGGGAGGUUUCCAGAACCCAGACAUCCAGACAUGGUUCCCUAAUUAUGCUAGAGUACUCUUUCAGAAUUUCGGAGACGAAGUUAAGUACUGGAUCACUUUCAAUGAACCGAGACAGACUUGUAUGGGUGGAUACGCCUACGGAUACUUUCCACCCGCUGUUCAUUCUGAAGGACUUCUUGAAUAUACAUGUGUUCAUAAUUUGCUUAGAGCUCACGCUAGAGCUUGGCAUGUGUAUGAUAAAGAGUUUAGACCUACACAGAAAGGAAAUAUAUCCAUUGUCCUUGAUACGGCGGCCUAUGUACCAGCUUCAGACAGCGAAGAAGAUAAAAUUGCUGCAGAUACAAAAUUCCAUUUCGAGUUGGGUUGGUAUGCUAACCCCGUCCACUUUGGAGACUACCCAGAUAUAAUGAAGACCAGAGUAGCCGAACGCAGCAGGGGUGAAGGAAGGAACCAAUCACGGCUACCAGAAUUCACUGAGGAAGAGAAAGCCUUGCUUAGAGGAACUGCUGAUUUCUUUGCUGUCAAUGUCUAUACUGCCAAUUUGAUCAACCACAUAGAUGAUCCUCCAAUCUCUAAUCCUCCUUCUAAAUGGCAAGACAUUGGUGUUAACGACUUUCAGCCUUCCGAAUGGGACAACAGUACCCAACCCAGUUGGUUUAAGAUUGCUCCGUGGACAAUAAGGAAUCUUUUAAAUUGGAUAAAAAAUCACUACGAAAAUCCUGAAAUUAUUAUUACUGAAAAUGGGUUAUGUACCGAUGACGACAAUAAACGGAUCAACUAUAUUAGGGACUAUCUCAGCUAUAUUAGAGAUGCUAUGGUAGAAGACGGAGUUAAAGUGUUUGGAUAUACCCUGUGGAGUAUAAUGGAUAAUUUUGAAUGGCAGCUAGGAUAUACGCAAAAAUAUGGUCUCUAUGAAGUCGACUUUAAUGAUCCCGACAGGCCUAGAACAGCAAAACCUUCAGCAGAUUUUUUCACCAAAGUUUGUAAAACCAGAUGUCUUACCGACAACUGCAUAGACUAGAAUAUUAUUUUUUACUUAUAAUAAAAUAACUAUCUCCUAAAA